AUGCGCGUCGCUGAGUUUGCACAGCAAGUGCAGCAUCAUGUCGUGCGCGAAGACGGAUCGGGGCUUGCAAAAUUAUUCUCUAUGCAUGCACCGUCAACGCGGCGAUGCUUUGCGACGAUCGCGAAUCCCAGCGCCUCUACUGUCCACUCGUUGCUGCCGCCGCUGCCACCGCCAUGGCCAGACCUGUGCACUCAGUACCUGCGCAGCGGCGCGCUCCUCUUUGGUCCAUCUGGACCUACACGCACCCCUUCCGAGUCAUGGACACUUGCCUGCGAUGCACUCCAAGGCGUCCUCACUGCCUUUCUCCGGUACACUACACAGCUCAGUGCCGGCCGCUGGGUGCUGCCUUUGCUGCUCUCCUUGCUUGGCGAUCUCCGCUGGGUAUCACAGCAUGCAGAUGAUGCAUUAAACGCAGCAACACACGCCGCUACCCCCGACGCACGCCCGAGCCACAAAUACACAGAAGACUGUGCGCGUCAGCUGAACAAGGCCUUCUCUGCGUGCGUCGCGGAUCGAAAUCCGUCGCUCGAUGAGAGCAAGAAGUGGGCGACGUAUGCCUUGGUAGGUAUGCUAUUCCGCCUCUACUUCCAGCUGCACUCGACCGCGCUGUGCAAGAAUGUAUUGCGCGCACUCAGCGCCGCGGACCUGCCGCCCAUGGAUCAAUUUCCCCGCGCCGACCAAACUACGUUCCACUACUACUGUGGCCGUUUGGCCUUUAUGGACGAGCAGUAUGGCAGGGCAGAUGCAGAGCUAUCGCAGGCAUUUUCCGACGCGCCGAAAAGUGCCGUGCACAACUGCGAGCGGAUCCUCUUGUACCUCAUACCCACGCGACUCCUGCUUGGGAUCCGCCCGGCGCGCGCACUUCUUUCCGUCUAUCCGCGCCUGGAAGCACUGUACAAAGCGCUGAUCGAGGCUUGCUGUGAAGGCGCUGUGGCGCGGUACGAUGCACUGAUCGCCGAUCUCCCCACCGAGCGCACGCUCGUACGCCUCGGUGUCUAUCUUGCGUUUGAGCGCGCGCGCGAGCUUUGUGUCGCGCGGCUCUUUUCGCGUGCAUACGCAGUGUCGGGCAAGGAAACGCGCAUGCGCCUUGCAGCGUUCCAGCACGCGCUUGCGUGGCAGGGCGUGCACACGAAUGUGCGCGAGGCCGAGUGGGCGCUUGCGACGCUCGUUGCCAAGGGCCGGAUCAAGGGAUACAUAGCCCACGAGCGCCAAGUGGUGGUGCUCAGUGCCAAGGACCCCUUUCCGGCGCCCACGCUGGCCAUGCUUACAUAG
Molecule: messenger RNA, 1272 nt
Organism: Malassezia vespertilionis
Lineage: Eukaryota; Fungi; Basidiomycota; Malasseziomycetes; Malasseziales; Malasseziaceae
Gene: CSN12
Product: COP9 signalosome (CSN) subunit
Exons: 1
Coding region: 1-1272 (423 amino acids)
Biological process (GO): transcription elongation by RNA polymerase II; poly(A)+ mRNA export from nucleus; post-transcriptional tethering of RNA polymerase II gene DNA at nuclear periphery
Cellular component (GO): transcription export complex 2
Molecular function (GO): RNA binding; double-stranded DNA binding
Source: RefSeq, a predicted model, not a curated record